ACUGGCACUGACCGCACCUGGUUCGAAGCCAGGCGCAUGUUAUCUAACACCAUCAUGAAGAAAGGCAGUUGAGGGGAAGAACUGUCAUGGUGAAUGGAUUUCGGUUCUUAUCUGCAUAAGGUAAAUGCAUGUAGGAACAUACUUUGAUAUGAAUACCUUAUUCAGUAUGUGGCUGUUUAGGUUUGUAUACCAUGAAUCCUAGAACUCUAUCAUGGAUAUUUCAGGGAUGGAUACUUUCAGCGAACCAGUAAGUAUUUACUUACUUAUGCCGAGUGUGAUUGUUCUGAUAUCAGGCUAGCUAGGGAAGUACACAUGUAGAUAUGUACCUAGCCACAAACAUUGAAGAUAGAAGGAGAGAUGGCAGCAAAUACAACUUGCACUUGCCUGAUGAAUACAUUGAACGCAUUGAACGCAAUACCCAUGACGUACACACUUCAUUAAGUAUCAAGGUAGGUAGGUACAUAGGUAGGUACUCAAUGUAUUUAUCUCCAACCACAUGCACCUCUCUGCCCUCUCUCAAGUCAACAAGCCAGCCUCGAGGUACUGAAUUUGCGCACAUCUAAUUGAUUCAUUGACCGACUGACACUAGCUUCACCCAACGAGCCCAUCUGCGUCUCUCGAAACCAUAGCAACCACAUACCAACUCAGUGUUUCUUACUCAUCAGCCCGACUGACUGGGUUCAUACCACCAUAUCUUCCCCUCUUGCUGCCAUGAGUGACCCAGAGCAGGCUGUCUCUUUUCUCUACCGUCUGGUCGACAGCUUCACCCAACAAGGGCCUUCAAUAGCUGCCCUUACCUUCAUCAUCCGCCAAUUCAUUGAGAUCAACGGCCUGUUGUGGAAGACAACAGUCGAAGGUUUGGCCAAACUUAUCUGGCUGCAUAUAAGAAUCGACUUCGCCCUAAGUUUGUUAUUUGCCCAAGUCAUCCUCUCGUUCUUCGUUUCCUGCCUAUGUCGCACUGCCAUCAUCAUCUUCCAAUGUAUCGAAAUCGGGAAGCGGUACAUCCCAGGGACAAAGGCACAACAGAGCAGCUCCGACGCUCAACCACCGUGUCCUCCCCUUAAGAUGAAGGCUGCGAGGCUCGACCAACACAUGCGAGACACGCCAGUGCAGACUGCUCCUUUUACACCCGCUCGCAGCUUUCAUCACCCGUCUGCACCCACUUCGACUCGCAAGGUAUCUGCUAGUUUCUCGACAGAUUGCCCUCUGUCGGGUCAUCCCACCAUUGCUUGUUCUUCUGUCACAGCGACGACCAUGAUGAAGUCGCCACACCCACCACCUCACCGUCCGUCGUUCAGCAAUAAGUCAUCUACCAUGUCUUCAACCCAGUCAUAUGGCAAUAUGGAAGCCUUUACGACAAACAGUAGACUCAAGAGCUCACGUACCUAUACCGGUAUUCCAAUGUCGACCGGCCAACAAAAAGUACCCUCAUGCCGUCCAUCUGUAUCAACAGCCUACACCGCCACACCGGCUUUACCCAGCCGCAGAGCAGAGAACAUUCCACCUAGCACUUCAAUGGCAAGCAUCACCACGAAAGAUCAAAGCGCAUAUCGAUAUCCAACUCCGCAUCUAGCCCCCAAACUAGCAUCUCCAACGAAAAAGACGACGAAGUCCCGUCUCAGCAUAUCUAAGUCGCGAACAUUCAACGCAUUAUCCAACCUGACGGCAACCAUAUCCCGGACAUCCUUAGGACAGCUCACAGGCAACGAAUCAAGGGGCACAUCCAUAUCCUCCAAGAAAUCAGGUGGUAAAGACCCACCGCCAUACACGAGUUCACAAUCGACUUCAUCGACUUCAUCCCAAGCGCUCCCAAGCCCAGGCCUCAACGCUCCGGGGCCCGGACAAAUCCACACAGCGCAGAGCUCAGCAUACUGGGCCGGUCGAUUCAUGGCAUUACAAGACCGCUUUCAAUCCGAAACCCUACAAUCCGAGAACCUCACAGCCCUCGCCAACGCGCACGCAGAAAGGUCCAUGAUAGGCUCAAUACAGCCGAACAACCUCUCAUACUCAGCAACAACAAACUGCAUCACGCCCGCCACAUGUCCCAAAACAACAACAUCCCGCGUCCCGCCCCCUAAAUUUCGACGUUCGACAACCACGAACAACAUGAAACAUACCACAGCACUUCCAAUUCCGCCCCGCUCAUCCCAUGAAACGGCCGCAGCACAACUCGCCGCCGAAGACGCCCGAUGCCAGAGGAUCUUCGCAUACCUGGAGUCACUUUGCGUGACGAGCGAGGCGCGCGGGAGUCUGCGGCAUUGGCAGAAGUGCUACGCGGGCCGCAUGGGGAAAGAAUACCUCUUUUCUUCUACGGUGCAGAAGGACAAGCGCACGAGGGAAUUGACGUGGGUUGGGCGUCUGCUCAUGGGUGGCGAUAACCAUGGGAAGAGAGGGAGUUUAGGGCUUUAG
Messenger RNA from Xylaria bambusicola, 2409 nucleotides. RefSeq lists its product as uncharacterized. NCBI's taxonomy places the organism in Eukaryota, Fungi, Ascomycota, Sordariomycetes, Xylariales, Xylariaceae. The transcript is spliced from 2 exons. The record is from RefSeq and is a predicted model, not a curated record. The coding region runs from base 712 to 2409 and encodes 565 amino acids.